UAGACUGCGUGGAAAGGCUUAGACCCUCCUGCUCAUGGCCUUGGUGUUUGAAGUUAUUUCCAGUUAUUUCAAGUUAUUUAAUACAGCUGAAAUUACUGUUCUCAGUUAAACAGUUGUAGUGGUUGACCACAUUUUUUCCCCUUAACUGCUGUAAUUUUUUCCCUUAAUCAUAAACCAAGCUGUUCCAAACCACCACAACUAUGAAGAUACGCAAACCGUAAAAAGAGGUGUUGAGUUUGCAGAGUUACCAAGAUAAUGCAUCUUCCCAAAGUGUGGUGAAAUUGCAAAAUACGGUAAAAGGACUCAGGGGAAGUGGCAUUCAUUCCUAGGUCCUGCUCUCCCCGGGAAGCUGAGAUCCACGAGCUGCAGAAGAGUUCCCAAGCACCCUGGCAGCUGAGAAGUAAUACUGGGCAUCAUGAAUGUCAAUGAUUUUGUAAUUCUCCCAGGCUCAAAAGCUGGAACCUCAGUGAGAUUAAAAACAAAAACUGUCAAGGAAUUGCAGUUGGAGAAAGCUCAGUUAGAAACAGAAAACAAAGAGAUGGAGAGAAGAUUAUUGCAGCUGCAGUCAAACAUGAGCAGAGAAAAAGAAGAGAGGAGGAAGUUAGGUGCUUAUCAUUGGAAAUCUGGGCAGGCAGGACCAAGGACCCCCCAAUCCCGAGUUGUGGCACCAAAUAAUGAAAACAGGAAGAAGGUUUCUCCACAAAAAGUGAAGUUACAAUUACUCAAACAUGUUCAAGAGCCAGUGAAAAAACCAGUUAAGCCUGAAAGAGGAAAUGUAGCCCAUGAACAAUUGGGAGUGAAGGGGAUGGCCUAUCGACCACCUGAAAUUAAGGGUGGGCUGCUGGAACCAGCCUCAGCAUCAGCCUCUGCAAGCCCUGGAAAGCAGGACAAAGGAUUGCUGCUGAGUGGUGCCUUUGAUGAGAAGGCAUCUGCAAAGUCUUUUCAGGAAGCUUUGCUUCAGUGGAGAAAAGGUGAAAGUGAUCCUGGAAGAGAUCCAUGUGCCAGUGAGGUCCCAUCAGAAGCUGUGGGGAAUUGUGAGGUACAGACCAAUGUGAGUGCUCUGAAGGAACCCAUCCAUGUGGAAUUCCAGAAGGAUGGCCUGAGCUACAUGGAGAAACUCCUGCUGAAGAAAUACAGAAGAACUCCAGUUGAUCAAUUUUUUGCAAGUUGCAUGAAAGAUUCAGGGCCUGUGCACGCCCUGAGUGUCCAACAGGCUGGGGCUGGAGGAGGGGGACAAGGAGAUGAUGAUGAUGAUGACAUUGAGGAGUUAACAGAUGAAGAGGUGAAGAAAUACUGGGCAUCUAUUUAUAGAGCUGAAGAAUCCAACACUGUUUCUGAAAAUGCAGAGUCCUCUUUGAAAAUUGAAUUUCUUGAUGAUUCUCAGAGCGAGGACUCGGGAGAAUCUUCAGACUCUACACUGGAGGAAACUGGAGAUGUGGGGAUGAAUAAGCAAGGAAAAACUGACCCACUGGAGUGUGGAAGAAAUCCUGUUUCUCCUAAAGAAAUUUCUCAAGAAAAACUGAUUGUCUGCAGUGGUCUUGAAAUGAAUGCUGAGCAGGAGGAGAGCACUGAACCAAAGGCAGGGAGAAGAUCACUGAGCUCCUGUGAACUUCCUGAGGAGAUCUCUGACCCCACUGAAGGAGUGAGCAAAGAUCUCAUUGGGGCUGAACUGAAGAGCAGCAGAGAUCUGGAGGCAGAACUGCAGGAGAGCAGGAGGGAGCCACAAGAACUGGGCAGGGUCUGCAACAGCCAGAGCUUGGUCUUGCCUGUAACUACAAAAUCUUCAGCAUUACAGGAUGUAGCCAAAAGACAGAAAUGUGGUUCUACAUCAUAUCAGGGACUUGAAGGUUUCUUUGUUGUAGGUGCAAACCCUAAACAAGAAAAGCUGGAGGCACCUUCUUCCCUGGCUGCUGCCUCCAGCCCUAGGGACAGGAGAAUCCCUUUUCCAGGAGAAGAGCAGUGGGUUUCUGAGAGGAGCCUAAGUGAAUAUGCUGAUGACUCUGUAGUUCAAGGUGUCUUGGAAAGUCAGCUGAACAGAGCUGCAAAUGCUUUCCAGGCCCAAAAUCAACUUUCUCAUCUGAUGGCAGCAUGGAUGCCAUGGCCAGACAUUUCAGGCCAUGAAAGUAAUUCCAACUUAGCUUGUGAAGAUGGAACCUCCUCCAGCAGAGCCAUGGAGAAGAUCUCUGGAAAUGCAGAUUUGCAGAACACCCUGGAGCUGAAAGACCACGACACAUUUGAUAUUUUUGGGGACUGGGAGGAAAGCCAAAUGGAUGCUGAGGAAGCAAUUCUGGAGGACAAACAGCAGGUUCUGGCAUUGCAGUGAACAUGGAAAACUCAGUUCAGUCUCCACCUUUGUAUGGUUCAGAACCAAGAAGAUCAAGAGGUUUUUAAGUUCUGCUCAAGACAUCAUUUACUAAGGAAUCUUCUGUAAAGUUGACAUUAAAACUUUUUUAAAAUA
Molecule: messenger RNA, 2458 nt
Organism: Passer domesticus (house sparrow)
Lineage: Eukaryota; Metazoa; Chordata; Aves; Passeriformes; Passeridae
Gene: ZBBX
Product: zinc finger B-box domain containing
Exons: 18
Coding region: 416-2323 (635 amino acids)
Source: RefSeq, a predicted model, not a curated record